CUCCAAAGCCGUCGAUUCGCCGUCAUUUGUCGCAUUCAUGCAAUUUUCAGUCUUCAUAGCUAUUUUGGCAUCGGUACGGUCACUAUCAGGGUCUCCAACGCGCCGCAAGCUCCUGCUUGGUAGUAGUGCUGGGGCUGCAGUCGCACUGCCAGCGCUUGCCGAGGACGACGAGGCCGCCCGCGCAGCAGCAUUGCAAGCCAAGCUGGCGGAGCGCCGGAAAUUGAUGGAACUAUCGCGCAGUUCGAAUGAUAGACAACGCUACUUCGACCUGAGUCGCCAACGCGCCAGUGCGGUCUACAACACGACAUAUCGGGGUGCGUCAUGCGUGCCGGGAUUGCCUUGUAUCUAGCAGUCGGGCUGGCCAGUGCGGACCGCCUCCUCGAAGCGACCGUACGCGAGGCAGCGAUGAGCAGCCCCGAGUGGUGGGAGGCGCACCAUCAACUGGCCAAGCUGCAGCCCGGGACGAGCUGGUUCGGCCCCAUCGGCCGCGCGAUCGCCCAGGACAUCGCGAAGAACUACACUCGAAGCUGCGCGCUCGGCGACGCCGUGGUGCUCGGCAGCGGCUUUUCGAAGACGCCUUAUUGGUUGGCGCGCACCGGAGCGUUCCGACGCGUCUACGGGAUUGAUAGCUCAAUUUCGGCCGUGAGGGCGAUGAGCCGCUACGCGAAAGCGCUCGACCACGGCGGUCGCGGAUGGGACAUCGUUCGGUACGUGAGAGCGGAUUUGACGCGACCGGGACAAUUCCGAAGGGACGCGUCGCUUGUGCUGGACGAAGGAGUCCUAGAUGUCCUCCAGGCGGGCCCGGGCAUCGAUCCCGCGGCGCGUUCCGCCGCGAGACAAGUGAUGGAAAUAUAUCUCGAGCGCGCCUCCGCACUCAUUAGGCCAGGAGGAAUUUUUGUGGUUGUCGGAUACGCGGGCAAUCCGGCGGUCGUCAACCAAACUACCUUGGAGCUCUCCUGCUGGACGCGGGGCGGCGGAUUUCUCGGCCUCGACGCGCUGGGCGCCGACCCGCGCCGCGCCUGCUCGCCGUGGGGGCCCGGUGCAUACGUCCUCACGCGAUGACGGCGUCUUGAACUCUCUGGUUCGCGCCGCGAAGUGCGCCGAGCCUGUCCUCCGAAGAGCUGUG
Pelagomonas calceolata is the source of this 1126-nucleotide messenger RNA. NCBI's taxonomy places the organism in Eukaryota, Pelagophyceae, Pelagomonadales, Pelagomonadaceae. The record is from the annotation of a GenBank genome assembly.